UAUUGGAUGCAAUUUUCCCUUCGCUCCAGUAAAGCAGUUUUGGCUAAACAGACUGCAUUUCUUGCUCUCUCCAAUGCAGCACUCGCAAGAAAAGCUCGAUAAGAGGUUUCUCCUCUAAAUUCCAUGUCUCUCUUGCUCUCUUGAAUUGCCUCCACACCCACACAUGGCCUUCUCUUCUUCUUCAUGUCUCAAAUGCCAUCCUUGGUGUCAUCCUCACUCUCCUCUCUCUUCUCCUCACAAACCCACUUCCAUUUCCAUCAUCUCUUUUGCUUCCACACAUCACCACCAUGACCCAAUAACGUCACAAUCGCUCCCUGCAAAUUUCUCGGCUGCUCAGCUCCUGGACAACCUCCGUCGCCAGCGCGACGAAUCCUCUGCGCUUCGCUUAUUCAAUUGGGCUUCAAAGCAGCCAAAUUUUGCACCCAGUUUAUUGGUUUACGAGGAAAUUCUUCGUAAACUUGGACAUGUGGGUUCAUUUGCUUCAAUGAGAGACAUCUUGCAAGAGAUGAAGAUUGCGGGUUGCGUGCCCAAUAGAGGUACUUUCUUGAUUUUUAUCGAAACUUAUGGGAAGUUCGAUUUGUAUGAUGAAGUUAUUGGUGUUAUUGAAUUGAUGGAGACAGAGUUUGAUCUAAAACCUGAUACCCAUUUUUAUAAUUAUUUGUUAAAUGUUCUUGUUGAUGGGGAUAAGCUGAAAUUAGUUGAAGCUGCAAACUCAGAUAUGGUUAGCAAAGGAAUUAAGCCUGAUUGUUCGACGUUUAACAUAUUGAUUAAGGCUUUGUGUAAAGCCCAUCAAAUUAGACCAGCAAUAUUGCUGAUGGAAGAGAUGCCAAGUUAUGGUUUUUUACCUGAUGAGAAUACAUAUACCACAAUCAUGCAGGGGUACAUAGAGGAAGGGAAUUUGAAAGGUGCAUUGAGAGUUAGAGAGCAAAUGGUGGAAGCUGGGUGUCCCGUGACAUUGGUCACGGUUAAUGUCCUGGUUCAUGGGUUUUGCAAAGAGGGCAGGAUUGAGGAGGCGCUGAGUUUUAUAGAGAAGAUGACGAAUGAGGGAUUUUUCCCAGAUAAGUUAACAUUUAACACAUUGGUGAAUGGUUUAUGCAAGGCAGAACAUGUUAAGCAUGCUUUGGAGGUCAUGGAUGUCAUGCUUCAGGAGGGAUUUGAUCCAGAUGUAUAUACAUAUAACUCUUUGAUUUCUGGCUUGUGUAAAUUGGGUGAAGUUGAAGAGGCCGUGGAAAUUCUUAACCAAAUGGUUUCGAGGGAUUGUUCCCCCAAUACUGUUACUUACAACACUAUAAUUAGCAAAUUGUGUAAGGAAAACCAAGUUGAAGAGGCCACUGAGCUUGCUCGCGUUCUUACAAGCAACGGGAUUCUACCAGAUGCUUGUACUUUUAAUUCUCUGAUUCAGGGUUUGUGCUUGACCAGUAAUCAUGCUGCUGCAAUGGAACUAUUUCAGGAAAUGAAGAAUAAAGGGUGCAAACCUGAUGAAUUCACGUACAAUAUGUUGAUUGACAGCUUCUGUAUUAAAGGUAAACUAGAUGAAGCUCUAAGACUGCUGAAAGAAAUGGAAACCAGUGGUUGUGCGCGGAAUGUUAUAACCUAUAAUACUUUGAUUAAUGGUCUCUGCAAAAACAAGAAGAUUGUAGAAGCAGAGGAGAUUUUUGAUCAGAUGGAAAUUCAGGGGGUUUCAAGAAAUGCAGUGACCUACAACAGCCUUAUUGAUGGCCUCUGUAAGAGCCGGAAGGUUGAGGAGGCUGCCCAACUUAUGGACCAGAUGAUAAUGGAAGGAUUAAAGCCUGAUAAAUUUACCUACAAUUCCCUGCUUACAUACUUCUGCCGUGCAGGGGAUAUCACAAAGGCAGCAGAUAUUGUACAAACCAUGACCUCAAACGGUUGUGAACCUGACACAGUUACAUAUGGGACCCUUAUCGGAGGGCUGUGUAGGGCAGGUAGAAUAGAUGUAGCAAGUAGGCUCCUCAGGUCCAUUCAGAUGAAAGGAAUGGUCCUGACUCCUCACACCUAUAAUCCUGUAAUUCAAGCGUUAUUUAGACGAAAGAGAACAAAAGAAGCUAUGAGGCUGUAUAGAGAAAUGAUGGAAAAAGGUGAUCCUCCAGAUGCUGUCACGUAUAAGAUUAUUUUCCGUGGUCUUUGUAAUGGUGGAGGACCAAUUGGGGAAGCUGUUGAUUUUAUGAUUGAGAUGACAGAGAAAGGAUUUCUACCCGAAUUCUCAUCAUUCUAUAUGCUCGCUGAAGGGUUGUGUGCCUUGUCUAUGGAGGAAACCUUAGUUAAGCUUGUUGAAAUGGUGACGAAGGCGGAAAAUUUAUCUGAUGAAGAAGUUUCCAUGAUAAGGGGUUUUCUCAAAAUUCGCAAAUACCAAGAUGCCUUGGCCACUCUUGGAGGCAUCUUGGAUAGGCAAAAGCAAAAUAAAUAUUACCGAUGAAUUCAAUGCUGCUGCAGUUAAAUGGUGAAAGAGAGUUUUUUGUUGCUGCUUGUAUGAAAGCUCAAACCUGAAAUGGUUUCAAUACUACCUUUGGUUUAAUUAGGCUAUGCAGCAUUAACAUAUGGAGGUAAUGCAUAGGAGAGGAUGAUUUAUUGCAUAACACAAUCUCUGAAGAGGAUUUUUCAGCUUGCUUGUUCUAUCCUGAUAGUGUCCAAAAUGCCAUGGAUCUCAUAAUGGAAUGAUGUUAUCAUGUAUUCAUGUGCCAGUGAGGUGAUAGUGCCUUUUAUCUUCGUCUUUUCUUUUUCAAGAACAUACAGCUGAGAUUCUGUCUCUUAUGUCUGUUCAAGAUGCAAUCUCACUUUGUCAACUGGUUGAAUUCUCUUAAGAAUCUGUUUCCAAUUUGUUUGUUGAAGGUUGUUUCAUCUGAUGAAUGCUUCAAAAUCAAUGGACUUGUAGCCAUUUCAUCCUA
This is a messenger RNA of Tripterygium wilfordii, 2903 nucleotides long. RefSeq names its product pentatricopeptide repeat-containing protein At3g53700, chloroplastic. The transcript is spliced from 2 exons. NCBI's taxonomy places the organism in Eukaryota, Viridiplantae, Streptophyta, Magnoliopsida, Celastrales, Celastraceae. Bases 164 to 2434 code for a protein of 756 amino acids. Gene Ontology annotation, molecular function: protein binding. The record is from RefSeq and is a predicted model, not a curated record.